Pomacea canaliculata is the source of this 3269-nucleotide messenger RNA. RefSeq names its product amino acid transporter AVT3B-like. Gene Ontology annotation, molecular function: amino acid transmembrane transporter activity. Gene Ontology annotation, biological process: amino acid transmembrane transport. NCBI's taxonomy places the organism in Eukaryota, Metazoa, Mollusca, Gastropoda, Architaenioglossa, Ampullariidae. The record is from RefSeq and is a predicted model, not a curated record. Gene Ontology annotation, cellular component: vacuolar membrane.
UUUAGUAACAAGAGAGUUCUCCCCAACACACAGGCAUCCCCAGCUUUUGCCGAAGUCAAGCAACGCGUUUGCCAAUCACCCAAUGCCACUGUUGAAUGCUCAAGACAGAGAAAAAUCAUGCCUUCGGAAUCUGUUUACGAAGGACCUCUUAGAAGGCCUAGCCUGAAGAUGCACUUGACAGACUUUGCAAAUGUCUUGAAGGCCUUUAUUGGUAGCAAUUACCUCACAAUAGCUUUUGCAUUCUGCCAAAGUGGCCUAGGGCUGGGCAUAGCAGGUUUGUUGCUGGUUGCAUCUCUAACAGCUCACUGCUGCCACCUAUUGGUCAAGUGUAAGUAUUAUGCGAUUAACCACAUAUUGGAACUGCAUGCUAGGCCUAGCUUGCAGCAUCCUAAAGAACACAGCAGCUAUGAUGGAUACACCAACGGCAACAACAGUGAACCAGACAGAGAUGAAAAGUAUCUCAUGGAGGAAAAACUGAAGCAUUGCUUAAACUUUGGGGAUCUUGGUUGGCUAUGCUUUGGCAAAGUAGGUGUAGCUGUUGUGAAUGCAGGCAUCAUAAUGACUCAGUUUGGGUUUUGUGUAGGUUAUUGCAUUUUUAUUGGCAAUACUAUUUUUUCGAUGUUUCCUCUCUACAACUGUUCUGAAGUUGUUGUGAACAUCUCCACUACUGCACCCAACAAAAUGGUGUGUGUUGAAGCUACAGUCUUAAGGACAGAUGAAAUAAAUAGUUUCCUGCCAUCUGUAGGUGCUGCUGUGGGUAUGAGCUAUGCUUCAGAUAUGGGUGCCUCCAUGAACAUAACGUACAAUGGGGAAAAUCAUGGGCAGGCAGAGAAUGCUAUUUUGUCACCCCUCAUCUCUUUGGAACGAAUCAGUGACACCAGAGAACCAGUCCAAUCAAAUAACAGCACCACUUUAUCACCAGCUCAACAUGUUUCAUUUGUUAAUUUGUCAAACUUAGAUGUGUCAAAGUUUUUGUCAUCUAUAUUUGGUAGAAGUACUGAGAAGACUUCAACAUGGAUCAAUAACUUCAGCACAUCAGACAUUUUAGCAGCUGUCCUCCCGUCUGAGUUACCUGAGCCUCAAAGAAGUGAAUUGAGGCGAGGAGAUGGUGUGCCAGAUCUCAGGCUGCUGGUUCUUUGCCCUGUUUUCAUCUUUAUCAUCUUGACGCUCAUUCGUAAUGUCCGACAGCUAGGAGUGAUUUCUGCCAUUGCCAACAUUGCCAUUUUUGUUGGAUGUAUAGAAGUGUUGGUCUUUCUGACAGUUGAUUUUGAGCUGAGCACCACAUAUGUAUGGUACAAUAUCAGAGAUAUGCCUAUUUUCUUAGGCUUGGUCACCAGCUCAUAUGAAGGCAUUGGCACAAUUUUGCCCAUUGAAGCAAGUAUGGAAGGCAACCGUCAUAACUUUGCAAAGUUUCUUUAUGGAGCUGUUGCACUUUUGACUUUGAUUCUUGGUGGCUUUGGCGUUCUGGGAUAUGUUCGUUUUGGGCUCGAUGUUCAGCAGAUGAUCAAUGCCAACAUUCCACCUGGGGGAGCAUUGUCUCUAGCUGUCAACACCUGCCUGUGUGUUGGUGUGCUUCUCACAUUCCCUCUCAUGAUGUUCCCAGUAGUGGAUCUUGCAGAAAUCUACAUUUUUGGCAAUGGACGCAUAUUUGGGCCAAAACAUGAACAUGAAAAGAACAUAACAGAGAGGCAGAAGCUGUUACCAGAACAUAAGGAACUGCCAAUAUUCAUUUCUGUUACAGGAAAAGUCUCCACUCAGGUAUCAACAUGGAAACGCAAUGUACUCAGGAUCAUCAUUGUGUUAAUGGCUGGAGGACUUGCUGUGCUGCUGAGAAAUAGCUUUGCUUAUGUAUCAGCAUUUGUGGGUGCUGUUGGCAGCACAGUACUGGCCUACAUCCUCCCAUGUGUGUUUCAUCUCAAACUGCAUUGGCAUCAUCUUCCACUGCUUGUGAAGGUCAAGGAUAUCGUGAUAAUUUUGGUUGGCUUCUGUGGCAUUGCCGGGAUCUAUAGUGUUCUUCUGGACAUCAUCAGGAAUGAGAGUACAUGAAGCUUAGUUUUUAGUGUUCUACCUAACAUCAAAAUUGAGAGUGCAUGAAGGUUCUGGUUGGUUUUAGCUGACACUAGCAAGCAAGCCUUCUGCAGCAUUAACCUUUACCACAUAAUCAGGUAGCAUAGACUCAGGCUUUUUAUGAUGUGUGUACAAAUUGUGAUGAAAUAUUUUGUAGCAAAAAUGCUGCUCUAAUUUAGUGCUAUUUAUUCAAGUUAUUUUGAUUGAUGCGCAAUUUUGUGAUAGCAUAUUAUGCAACAAAGACGUCAGCCCAUGGGAAUAUUGACUCACCUUAUUUAUUGACAAAUUAUCAAUGUACUGAACUAGGCUUCACACCAUGACUGUAAGAAAUCAUUUUAUGACAAAUUUGUUAUGAGAAACAGUAUAUUUUGGGAUAUUUUUAGUAGCUUACUUGUUACAGCACUAAGGCAUUAUAGCACAUUGUGGCAAGAGAAGUCGGUGACCUCAUCCUAUGGCCCUUUUUAUAUUUAUAUAUAUAUAAUGUCGUGUUUCUGACAUUUUCCUUGCAUUUUCAGGAGUUUUCUGUACAGUUAAGGCCAGACAUUUCUCAGUGCAAAGAGGGGAAGAGAGCACACAGUGGGUUGUAGCGAGUGCAUAUCUUAUUCUAGCUUUAUCUAAAAAUAUUAACUGACAAAAAAGAAUAAUAUUUGACAGAUAAAGAUCUCACAUGAUUUUGUUUGGUCAGUGGGCUAUCUUUUGUGUUGUUACAUUCCACACAUGCCAAUAUCACAAUCACCACCAAUCUUCUGAUCUGAAAGGGAGUGAUCAACAUAAAUAUUUUUAUUGUACUGCUGACAGCAGUUUUAUAAUUAAGAUUUGCCAACAUGCACAGCAUGAUGGUGAUUUGUUUUGUUGUUGCAUACACUAUGAGAAUAUGAAUAAAACAUUGUCAGGUAGUAUUCACAUUACAGUGUUUGUCAAUGGGAGUUUCUUUGCCUUAAAUGUGAAAUGUUAGAUCUUGUUUCAGACAUUUAUUUUGAAUAUAUAAUUUUUCAGCUUAACCCAUUCUUUUGGUCACAAUGCAGAAAUUAAAAAAUAUAUGAUUGUUUUCAGUCUCAUCAUCACUGGGUUAUUGAAGGAUCAGACUCCUUGUGUAACCAAGGCAGAAAAGGUUUUUAAUGUAUGUCUGCAGACAUGCUCAUGGCUUAUAUGUGUUCAGCAUGAAUUUUCUCAGGUGUACAUGUUUUCCAUAACUUGAAUUC